CGUCCAGUGUUGUUCUGGAAGGAGACAGAGAGAGACGUUGGGUUCCUCUCUCCAUGGUACAUGUGUGUGUUCAAAGAAAGUGGCGUGCGAUAUACCUCUGUUGGACAUUUCAUACUUGCAGAAAAAGCCCGGCUCUUUGGGGACAAAGAUACACUGCAGAAAAUACUAGUCGCGGACACUGCAGAAGAGCAAAAGUUAUGGGCAGGGAAUAUAAAAGGAAUAAUUGUUAAAACUUGGGAAGAACAUGCUUUGGAUAUUGCGACUCGUGCAAACAUCGCGAAAUUCUUCGUUUCAGCUCCCUUGAAGGGGCGGUUGGAGUCCUUCGGCACAAGAGAGUUUGUACUCGCAUCUCCUCAUGAUCGAUUGUUUGGAAUCGGCUUCAACGCCACCGAGGCUAUCCGUGUUGGCAAGGAACAAUGGGGUCAAAAUCUUUUUGGUCAGGCAUUACAUGCGACUCGG
This is a messenger RNA of Bipolaris maydis ATCC 48331, 459 nucleotides long. RefSeq lists its product as uncharacterized. NCBI's taxonomy places the organism in Eukaryota, Fungi, Ascomycota, Dothideomycetes, Pleosporales, Pleosporaceae. The record is from RefSeq and is a predicted model, not a curated record.